Messenger RNA from Didymodactylos carnosus, 753 nucleotides. Lineage: Eukaryota; Metazoa; Rotifera; Eurotatoria; Philodinida; Philodinidae. The record is from the annotation of a GenBank genome assembly.
AUGAAUCAAUUAAAGAUAUCGAUAGCAGAAAAAGAGUCCAAUUUAAAUGUAAUUGCGCCAAAUCAGAAAGUUCUUCUGCAGGAACUAUCAACUUUAAAAGAACAAGUUGAGAAUAUUGAGUUUGUUUCCUAUGAUGGUACACUCAUUUGGAAGAUAACCAACGUCUCUGAUAAAAUGUCUGAUGCACAGUCCGAGAGGCAACCAAGCAUCUACAGUCGCCCAUUUUAUAGUUCACCAACUGGGUAUAAAAUGAGGGCACGGUUAUACCUUCAUGGCGAUGGGAAUGCUCGCCGAACGCACAUGUCGUUAUUUAUUGUAAUAGUAAGGGGAGAGUAUGAUCGAAUACUCAAAUGGCCGUUUAAUCAUACGGUAACAUUUUGUUUAUUGGAUCAAUCCGGACAAAAUCGGCAUGUUAUUGACUCGUUUCGACCUGAUAUAAAAUCGAAUAGUUUCCAGAGACCGCAAUCUGAAAUGAACAUAGCUAGUGGCAUCCCUAAAUUUUUUCCUCUGCCUAUGAUUCAGGAAGCUGAUAAUAACUAUGUUAAAGAUGACACAAUGUUUAUCAAGGUUAUUGUUGAUUUUGCCGAUUUAUCAAAAAUGAUCCUGCCAUAUGUGCUGAGUCUAAAUUCAGGCUUACCUUAUCAUGUACAGCAGUAUAUGAUUCAACAAGAAAUUCAACGAAGACAGAAGGCUGCUCAAACUCCAGUCAGUCCGCUUCCUAAUCUCGACUCUGCUUCUAACACCUAUGGCUAA